GACAGAAUAUGAAAGCACCUAAACGAUGCACACUUUCUACGACUUCUCUCCAACGAUUGAUUUGCUCAUUUGUGUAAAUACCAGGAAGACGUGGUAGUCCACCAGCUUCUUUCGCAGGCAGAGUAGCUUCGCUUAUUAGUAAACCGCCUUUAGACGCCCUCUGUUGGUAGUAUAAUGGCGUAUAAUCUGAUGGUACACCAAAGUCAUCAACUCUCAAUCUCGUCAAUGGCGCCAAAGCGAUUCUAUGGCUGAGAUUGCAAUUCCCUAUUCUCGCUGGUUUGAAAAGCCCUCCUGGUCGCAUCAAAGGAAGAAGUCACUUAUUGCGCUACAACCACGACGAAAAUAAUGGCGACUGUUGUACAACUCAAAACCAGUCAGGGUGAUAUCGACCUUGAACUAUACGUUAAUCACGCACCAAAAACUUGCAACAAUUUCAGUCAGUUAGUACAAAGGGGUUACUACAAUGGUGUAGUAUUCCACAGAAUAGUUCAAGACUUUAUGAUACAGGGAGGUGAUCCAACAGGAACUGGUAGAGGUGGUACAUCUGUCUACGGAGGAAAAUUCGAAGAUGAAAUAAACCCAGAAUUAAGAUUCACAGGUGCAGGUAUACUAGCAAUGGCAAACUCAGGUCCAAACACAAAUGGUUCUCAAUUCUUUAUAACACUAUCACCAACACCAUAUCUCGACGGAAAACACACAAUCUUUGGAAGAGUUCUAAGAGGUAUGAGAGUCGUACAAAGAAUGGGUAACGUCGUAGUAGACAAAGCAGACAGACCAAUAGAGGAUGUAAAAAUAUAUAAUGCCUCAAUACAGCAAAUGAUUGAGUAA
Molecule: messenger RNA, 828 nt
Organism: Wallemia mellicola CBS 633.66
Lineage: Eukaryota; Fungi; Basidiomycota; Wallemiomycetes; Wallemiales; Wallemiaceae
Exons: 5
Coding region: 346-828 (160 amino acids)
Biological process (GO): protein folding; protein peptidyl-prolyl isomerization
Cellular component (GO): catalytic step 2 spliceosome
Molecular function (GO): peptidyl-prolyl cis-trans isomerase activity
Source: RefSeq, a predicted model, not a curated record